CUCCCUCUCCACCGCGAGACCAUCCACCGCGACUUCUCCCUGCUCGACAUCGACAUCGACAUCGACUCGACCACCUCCACCAACAUCAUCGCCGCCGACUUCCGCUCCAACACUACCACCACACCCAUUGACGGGCAUCCACCGCCGCGACCGUGACACGAGCACCACAACCUUCACUCCCUCCUCACUUCACACCAUGGCCUCCGCUAUGCACGCGCAACCGCCCCAGAGCGUGUUCCCCAAGAGCCACGUCGGUUUCGACAGCAUCACGACACAGAUCGAGAAGAAGCUGCUCAAGCGCGGCUUUCAGUUCAAUGUCAUCUGCGUGGGACAGACCGGCCUCGGAAAGUCGACUCUCAUCAACACCAUCUUCGCCUCGCACCUUGUCGACAGCAAGGGUCGCCUCGCUCCCACCGAGCCUGGUCGCCAGACCACCGAAAUCCACCCCGUCACCCACAUCAUCGAGGAGAACGGCGUGCGCCUCCGCCUAAACAUCGUCGAUACUCCUGGAUACGGCGAUCUCGUCAACAACGACCGCUGCUGGGACCCAAUCGUCAAGUACAUCAAGGACCAGCACAGCGCCUACCUCCGAAAGGAGCUCACCGCACAGCGCGAGCGCUACAUCCAGGACACCCGCAUCCACUGCUGCCUGUACUUCAUCUCGCCUACCGGUCACGCUCUCAAGCCAAUCGAUAUCGUCGUGCUCAAGAAGCUGAGCGAGACAGUCAACGUGGUUCCUGUCAUCGCCAAGGCCGAUAGUCUGACCUUGGAGGAGAGGCAGAUCUUCAAGGACCGAAUCAAGGAAGAGUUUGCAUUCCACAACAUUCGCAUGUACCCAUACGACAACGAGGAGUAUGAUUCGGAAGAGGUGGCCAUGAACUCUCAGAUCAAGUCCAUCAUUCCCUUCGCCGUCGUCGGCAGUGAGCGCAACAUCAACGUCAACGGCAAGACUGUGCGUGGCCGCCAGAACCGCUGGGGAACAAUCAACGUCGAAGACGAGAAGCACUGCGAAUUCGUCUACCUCCGCGACUUCCUCACCCGUACCCAUCUCCAGGACUUGAUCGACACGACCUCGCAAAUCCACUACGAGUCCUUCCGCGCCAAGCAGCUCCUUGCCCUCAAGGAGAGCUCCGCCCAAGUUCACCAGGGUGGCAGCCGACCAAUUUCUCCAGCAGCGGAUCGCGAGCUCAGCAGGCAGAGCCAGCGCAUGACCAUGAACGGGUACUAG
Zymoseptoria tritici IPO323 is the source of this 1228-nucleotide messenger RNA. RefSeq names its product cdc 10 like protein. The transcript has 3 exons. Gene Ontology annotation, cellular component: cell division site; septin ring; microtubule cytoskeleton. Gene Ontology annotation, molecular function: GTPase activity; molecular adaptor activity; GTP binding. Gene Ontology annotation, biological process: cytoskeleton-dependent cytokinesis. NCBI's taxonomy places the organism in Eukaryota, Fungi, Ascomycota, Dothideomycetes, Mycosphaerellales, Mycosphaerellaceae. The record is from RefSeq and is a predicted model, not a curated record. Bases 197 to 1228 code for a protein of 343 amino acids.